Molecule: messenger RNA, 1155 nt
Organism: Adineta steineri
Lineage: Eukaryota; Metazoa; Rotifera; Eurotatoria; Adinetida; Adinetidae
Source: the annotation of a GenBank genome assembly
AUGGCAUCAUCUUCAAAUAACUCGUCUACAACAAGCGGACUUACCAAUAGUUAUUUUUUUUAUGGUACUCAUCCAUUAAAAGUUCCAAACAAUGUAACACAUUCAAAUUCUACACAUAAUAUAUCAUCAACAUUAGAGCAAAAUACGCAUCAUUUAUCACUUCAUUUACCAGCUAAUCAUAAUGGUUUUUCAUCAACAACAAAAUCAUUAAAUAACCUUGUACAAACUCAAAUAGAUAAUGAUGAUACUGAGGUUUUCGAAGAUGCAUUAGAAAGUCUCGAUGAUGAUUAUCGUACACCACCUGUUAAUGAAAAACAUACUUCAUCAAAACAAGGUGAAGAAUCAACGAUUGAUUUAUUUCAAGCACUUAAAGAAUGUGAACAAAUUACACAACUUUUUUUUCAAAAUCAUCUCAAUGAAGCUCUCAGAAAAACUAAAGAACAAGAAAACCGAUCAUUAUAUCAUAGUCUAAGUCAUAGUACAAUUAGUUUUCUUCAAGCUGGAAUGACAUUUAAUCAGGAUGAUAUUGAAGCAGCAGUUCAAGCAUUAAAACAUACGAAUAGUAUGGCAAAGAAAUAUGAACCAAAUAAAUCAUGGAUACCAUUUAGUCUUUCAUCGAAACCAGUUUUAAAUGAAUAUGAAUUGCAUGCUAAAUUAGUUUAUGCUGAAGCAUUAUUAAUUGGAGCUUUAUUAACAUUUAUUCAAGAUCAAGGUUUAUUUAGUUUUAUAAGUGGAGCAUUAAAAAUCAAAGAAUGUCAUGAUAUAUUUAUAAAAUUAUCGAAACAAAACGAUCCGUCCAAAUUUUCAUCGACGUUAUCCUAUGAACAUUUUGAUAGUGGAGUUCGAAUGGGUAAUGGUGCAUUUAAUUUGAUGAUUUCAAAUCUUCCACAACGUAUAAUCAAAUAUCUUGAAUUUAUUGGAUUUUCAGGCGAUAGAGAAUUGGGUUUAACUGAAUUAGACAAAAGUGCUAAUAGCAAAGGAUUACGAGCAACAUUUUCAGCUCUAACUCUUCUCAGUUAUCAUACAUUUGUUACACCAAUAUUUGGUAAUAGUGAUGGUGAUCUGGAAAUGUGUCAUACGUUAGUCGAACGUUUUUUAAAACAAUAUCCUGAUGUAAGUAUUAUAUUGAUAAAGAUAUUAGAAAUAUAUAGAUAG